AGUCUAACACAUGGAGAGAUUUCACGGUCUGGCAUAUAUAAGAUCCCGCCUCACGCAGCUUAGGGUUUCUUCCCGGGCGCUGGCGGCGGAGUAGGGUUUCACCUGCAUCCAUUCUCAACGUUAGCAGGAGCGAGUGGGAGUCCGGCCAUGGCGCCGUCGCAGCCCAAGUCAGGGCUCUUCGUGGGCAUCAACAAGGGCCACGUCGUCACCAAGCGCGAGCUGCCGCCACGCCCGUCCGACCGCAAGGGGAAAGGUACCAAGAGGGUGCAUUUUGUCAGGAACUUGAUUAGGGAGGUUGCUGGAUUCGCUCCCUAUGAGAAACGUAUCACUGAGCUUCUUAAGGUUGGAAAGGACAAGCGUGCACUCAAGGUCGCCAAGAGAAAGCUUGGUACUCACAAGAGAGCAAAGAAGAAGAGAGAGGAGAUGUCAAGUGUCCUUAGGAAGAUGAGGUCUGCUGGUGGUGGUGGUGCUGGUGACAAGAAGAAAUAGAGCGUGGCUAGUUGGUGAAUUUUAUCCGAAAACUCGGUCCUGUAUUACCAGUCCGUACCUAUAGAGCUAUGGCCAUUGUGUUGGAUUUUGGAACUAUUAAAUUUGACGCUCUUAAGCCCGUGGUUUCUAUUCUGAGAAGACCAAUCUUUUUAAGAUUUUUAGUUUGGUGCCUUUGUUUUAUUAUUACUUGCUUUGUUUGAUUACUUGGCACAAAGCUGUUUAUUGCAAUUAUGUAGCGUGUCUGGGUUUUGUACCUGCGAUUGUUGUAUGUUUUCAGUAGGUGAAUUGCUAUAAGAAGCCCUGCCACGGUGUGGUCUUGGAUCCCA
Molecule: messenger RNA, 815 nt
Organism: Triticum aestivum (bread wheat)
Lineage: Eukaryota; Viridiplantae; Streptophyta; Magnoliopsida; Poales; Poaceae
Product: 60S ribosomal protein L36-3
Exons: 4
Coding region: 148-489 (113 amino acids)
Biological process (GO): translation
Cellular component (GO): ribosome
Molecular function (GO): structural constituent of ribosome
Source: RefSeq, a predicted model, not a curated record